AUGACUUGGGUUCUCCUCUGGUUCUUAUACUCAUUUGUUCAAUGCGAUGACGAAAAAUUAGAUACCCAUUUUGUUGGAGUUCAUCGUAUUCCCGAAUCUGUCUUUCCAGAAAUGCAUUUUGAGGAUCGGCUUCAUAUGUAUUUCAAAAAAAUUGAUACUAAUAGCAAUGGAUUCAUUGAAGACGAUGAAUUAGCAUCAUGGAUCUAUAAAACUUAUGAAUCUUUGGAUCGUGAGCAUGCUGAAAAACAACUUACAAGAUUUGAUGUGAAUGAAGACGGAAAAGUUUCGUUCGAAGAGUAUAUAAAUCAAACGUAUGAAACUUCUGAAGAGGAAUUAAGACAUUCAAAAGACGACAAAUCGUCAAAAUUUAUUUUAGAAUUAUUAAAAGAUGAACGAUUACGUUUCAACUUUGCUGAUAAAGAUAAUGAUGGUUUAUUAUCACUAGAAGAAUUCACUUUAUUCUUACGACCUGAAAAUUAUGAAGAUAUGGCAAAUUAUGAAUUGCAAAAAAGUUUUUCCAGUUUUGAUCAAAAUGGUGAUGGUAUAAUUACGAAAGAUGAGUUUACAAAUUUUUCCUAUCGAGGUGUAUCACAAGAGAAUUAUUUACAUGAACAAUUCAGUAAUCUUGACGUUGAUAAAAAUGACAUACUCGUUCUGGAUGAAUUACGGCCAUGGUUAUUGCCUUCUUUAAAAGUGGCUGCAAAAUCAGAAGCAACACGAUUAAUGAAUCUCACAGAUUCUAAUCAUGAUGGUAAACUUACAUUAGAAGAAAUUUUGGCUAAAUCACAUUCAUGGAAAGAUAGUCAAGUUGUUAAACAUGCGCGGUCAUUAUGGGAUGAAUUGUAGAGCUUUGGAUAACAGAAUAAUCGCUAAAGACGAUCAGAUUGAAGCAGGUGUAAAAUGAGUUUCUGUCCCAACUUCAAUAUAACAAGUACAGUUAUCAUUACUGCACAGUGCUAAUCAUCUGUAAAUUUAAGUUGUGAGUUGCUUAAAUAGUGUAAAGUAUGCAAAUUUUCUUUAUAAUAAUACACGUGAACCAUCUGCACAUGUACUUUAGAAAAUAAUGUUCAAUAAAUCCUUAUUCAUCUGAUGUGAUGAGGAAUUUGGUAUUUUUUAGAACAUGGUAUUCCGAUUAAAACAAUGAUAUAAUUCUGUAAUAGUUAUUCAUAUUCAUUGAAACUAAGUCUUAUUUAAUGUAAUUUUUUAGAUAGUCUGCUUUUCAAAGUUUCUAAAUGAAAAAAGUGGAUUCAUUUAAUAUUUUCUUCAAACAUUUUACUGUUUCUGUUAAUUAUAGGUAAAUAAUAACAAAUAAUAAGAUAUGUGACGCAUGUCUGUCUUAACUAAACAUCAAAAUGAAAUUUAAUAAAAUAUAAUAAUAAUAAUAUGUAGGUCAUUCUUUAAACAUUAUGGGCCGAAUUAUAUUGACAGUUGUUAGGUCAAAUAAUUUAGAAGUAUACCUGUUUUUUAAGAUGUUUACAAAUUAGCCAAUUUCCACAGGAAUUUGCUAUACCGGAGGUGAGAUUAAAUUUCUAUGGACUCAUCAAUUCUCUAGAGAUUUUAAUUACAGAUUUUAGACGAGUGUCAAAACGACGUUAAAUGUAGACCUGAAAUCCUGACUAAACUAAUGAAUUAUUGUUACGAGAUUAUGAAAAAUUGGUGAAGGCAUUAUGAAUUCCAUUGACAAAAGAAAACUUAUUUCAAAUUUUGAUGUACAUUACCGGUAAGAGUACUAUACUAUUCUGUAGAAUUUAAGUUUUAUGUAGAAAUCUGUUUCAAGUUAUUCGUCGAUAAAUAUAAAAGAAAUGAAUUGUAUUUUAGCUCACUAUACAAUUCGACGUCAAAACUGAUAUUGUAGGAAUUCAUUAAGCUACUGAUUAUAUUUGUUUAUCUAUACAUCAUUUAAUAUAUGUUGCAGAUGUCUAAUUAUCGCUUAUUUCAGUAAAGGGCUAAUUACGGAAAAGAAAUGUCUGAUAAAAUUAACUAAAGUAUUAAGAGGUGAAAGCUGCUUUAAAACUUGACCUUAACUAUAAAUAUUAAAUUUACAGUUUCAAACAGAUUUUAUAACAUAUAUAUUUAAAACACGUAUGUAUCAAUACACAUGCACUUCAUAGUGAUCAAUGUUGGAAAUUUAAAACACAUUGUACACUGAAAACCAUUUGCUGCUUCGCCAUUCGCUACAGAUUUUCCGUAUUUUUAUUUUAGCAACCCAUUAAUGGAGUUUUCUAUCUGGAACAGAUUCACCAAAGGUUCUCUUGCACUUUAGAACUGAGUAAGAAUUCCUCACAACUAUACCAUUUACUUAUCAAGUAACUCGGAUUAUAUAUUCAUUU
Molecule: messenger RNA, 2330 nt
Organism: Schistosoma bovis
Lineage: Eukaryota; Metazoa; Platyhelminthes; Trematoda; Strigeidida; Schistosomatidae
Source: the annotation of a GenBank genome assembly